GGGAGGUUUCGGGUUUGGUUAAUAUGCAAUGCCCGUAAUUAGCAUAAUUUAUAUAUUUAUGAUAAAGAGAAAAAAAAUGCCGCGGGGCCGGGGCGCCGGGAUGUUGGGCCGGGGCGGCGAGGAGCUCCGGGAGCUGAAUGGCGUGUGGCCGCUCGCGGGAGGCCGGAGACCCCGGGGGCCGCGCCCUAGCCUUCCUGCCGGCCCGCGGGGACCGAGGGGAGGAGGGGGCGGCCGCCAGGUGGACCCCGUGGGGAGCUUGGACCUGGCCCCUCCCCAUUUCUGCUCCGGGAGUCCAGGUUGGGUACGGACCACGGGGACGUUCUCUACCCAGCCCCCGUGGCGACCGCGAAAGGAUUGUCGCCCCACUGGAGAACCCGGACGCCUGGGUUCCCAGCAGUCAAGGUCAAAUGAGGCGGCCAGAGCCACCUGUCACAAUUCUCUCCAACCACCAUACACAGGGAGGACUGGUGGGACUCGGGGUUAGGGACCUGGUGCUGCUGGAAGGAUGGGAGAGUGAUGGGAGGGUCACCGUCUAGCCGAGCACAAGCACUUCAUAAAUAUUUAAUAACAAUAUUAUUAUUAAUAAAUAGUCAUCAUAAUGCACCCGCUAUGUGCUCCCUGGACAUCCUCACCUGUCAAGGCCAAGGGAGCCGCAGGGCGCCUUGCAACCUCCACUUUCGCGUUGAGGUCCCCUACUCAUUUGUCAUUGGAACCCCCAAAUCUUCGCAAGCCUCCGCAGCCGGCUGUGGGGAAAAAUAAAACGCGGUUGUGAAGCCUGCCUGGACUAGUGGAAAGAAGCUCUUUGCGGAGAGCUGGGAUCUGGUCUUUCAAAUUCCUUGAUCCCAAAGUAGAAGGCUGGUCUUCAAUUGUUCAUAAACAUACUUCCCACCUCCGUUUUCUUGGUAAGCCAAGGCAGCCACCGUUGACCAGCAGGGCCUUCUGAGGAAUAAUUCCAUGUAUUUUGUUUUGAUUGAAGUCCAGCUUCUCAGAGUGUUAUUUCUGUGAUCUUGUAUUUCUUUGCAUAUCUGCUGUAGACCUUCAUUUAUUUGUUCAUUAGGGCGACAAAAAAAUCCACCCUGUGCCAACUCUGAACAAUACAGACAGAAUUUGCCCUGUCUUGGAGUUUUAAUUUCAGUCUGAUGGGUGGGAUGGAGAUGGGGAUAGGCAGAUCAUAAAUAUGAAAAAAAAACAAGAUAAUAUAGAGUGAUUUGUGUGUGUGUGUGUGUGAGAGAGAGAGAGAGCGCGCACGAGAGAGAGGAGAUGGGUUAUUCUCUUCUUGGAAGUACUACCUAGCAAUUAAGAGAUGACUCAGAAGAAAUUUGCUUUUCUAAGGAGUCUUUGCAUUAUGAAGGAACAUGGGACAAGAUCAUAUCUCCCCUCCCCAAGAUUUGCUCACUGUAAAGUUGUAGUAGUAAUCUUACAGGUUUUUCAUAACACUUUACAAUUAAGAACAGUGCUUUACUUCAACUUAAAGCAAUUACGUGUGCCAGGCCCUGUUCCAAAAGCUUUACAUAAAUGUUAAUGAUUUAACAAUAGCCCAUGAAGUGGGCACUGGGAUUUAGCCCCAUUUCACAGAUAAGGAAACAGGCUGUGAGGUGUUACCUUAAACAGAAGCGAUAUUCAAUCUGAGUCUUCUGCCUUUAAACCCCAAGCUCUUUCUGUGUCAAAAUGAGGGUCAGUGAGGCCACAGAGAGAAUGGGACUCGGGAGAAACUGGCCAAAUGAAGGAAGACUUGGGAAUGAGGAGCUGAACUGGCACAUUAGGAAGGGGUGAGUGUGACCAGGUUUCUUAAGAACUUAAUACUACUUCUUUGAAAUUAUUUUUAAGUAGCCCUAGUAUUGAAAAUGAGGGCAUGAAAUUUGAAAUAGGCUAUGUAUUUUGAGGAAAAGGUAGGAAAUAUGAGGAGACUAAAGGGUAUGAUCUGAUAUCAUAAUUUAUGUUUUCAGCUCAUAUUCAUUAACCUCUGUUGUGUACCAGGAAUUUUAUGAGGCUCUGGGAUAUAAUGCAGAUGGGAAGGGAAAUCUAUGUCCUGGGGCCAGAAAUGGAGAAGGGUGGGAGAACAUACAGAAAAUCCAUCAAGCAAAUGAAAACUUGAAAGCUGUAGCAACCCACCUGAAGAUUGAUGGUUUAAGAACAGAGCAGAUGAUGCUUGCAUGCGAGAGGGGAUGUCAUCUUGUGUUCCUUUGCAUCAGGUACAACUGCAUGGACCAUGAUGGAAGUCAUAAGAAGUGGAGGGAUUCUGGGUGCACUGGAAGGGAGAGCCAACAGGAUUUGAAGAAAUCAAUAUAGAUGGAAAUAUAAAAGCAAAGGCAAGGAUGACAGCAAGGUUUUCAACCUGAGCAUCUAUGGAAGGAUGAAGCUGCCAUUUGCUGAGAUGGGGAAGGCUGCAGGCAGGUGGAGCUGGUUUGGGGUGCAAAUCAGGAGUUUGAUUUUGAAUAUGUUAAGUAUAAGAUCUUGUAAGCAAUCAGUAGGUAGUUGGAUUAUAUGAGUCUGAAGUUCCCAGGUGAGGUCUCAGCUGGUGGCUGACAGGCUGGGUGAGACCACCUCAGGAAACCAUCCUUGUCUGGAUGAUCUGGCUCAACUCCAACUACCAGUCUGUACUAAUCUCCUGCUUCCUGCUUCCUGUCCUUGUGACCUUUUUAGAUGGCAGCCCUGCAGGAGGUAAGUUGGUGCACAAUUUAAAUAUAGAAGUGAUGUAGAGCUGGAGAUGCUGAUGUCAACAAACAAUCUCAUGUGAGAGGAUUAUGUCAAAAAUUUGAAAGGUAAUUUCCCAUAACAAAUGUGACUUUCAGUUAAAUACCAGUGAAACUCAUUCCAUUCAUUCCUUUAAUCCAUGCAGAAUACUCUCCACCCCCCCAAAUGACUAUAGUGAGAGGUACUUUACCUCUUGGAAACCUCAACCACAUUAAGUAUAUAUAAAGUGAUUAAAAUCACAGAGAUAAGUCUGCAUUAAAAGUCUGAAUCUCAUACAACAAAUUCCAUUUUCCUCUACAUGUCACAAGAUGCUUCAUGUACUAUCAAAUUUUAUGUCUGAAACACAUGCCGCCCUGGAACAAGGGGCAAAGGACCAUAUAAAAGUGCAUUAGAUAUCCCUUCAGUGUAUCUUCUGCCACCCUCUAUUCAUCCACCAUAACACUUAAACACACUAUAUUGUCGUUAUCUUUUUAUUUCCUCGAUGCCCAUAUUAGACUGUUGACUCCUUAAUAAAGCUGGAGAACGUGCUUUUCCCCCCACUGUAUCCCAGUGCCCAGCACAUAGUGGCCACUGAAGUAUUUGUUGAAUAAACAAAGGACAAAGCAUUUCAGGAUUUUUCUUAUAGGAUCUCAGGCUAUUCUAGGGGGUUCUGAUUUGUUUUAGACUUCAUUGGUCCUCCUGGGUGUCUUGGAAGAUUACCUUAAGCCCAAUGCAGUUCCCAAAGGAGAAUGAUAAAUAGAACCAGGUCCUCUAACUCAGUAUUUCUGCCACUGAGAGUCCUGGAUGAUCCUGGACCUCUGGAUUUUUGGGUUGGAGACAAAUGCCUCAGGACCUGCUGUUUAUCCUCCUGAGGCUGCCUGUGUUUUUAGAUGCAGGCACAGGAAAGCCAGGGACAAGUGAGCCAUCUGUUAGCCUUGCCAGGUUUGAUUCAGGUAUUUUUCAAACUCAACUCACUGAAGAAAUAAGGCAAAGGGGCAUGCUGUGGCUGGGCACUGGCUCCUGUCCCAGCUUUAACCAAAGCAGCUCUGCUGUGAUCUAUGUAUGCACCGGGGUUCUACUCCUGGGGUAGUCAUAGGAGCCCCUUCUCUCAAAACUGACAGGUGAUCGUCUCUCUUCAUUGCUGUCAGACUGUGGACACUGCAUGACAUCAUGAGCUCAAAGGAGGCAGGCCAUCCAGAUGUGCUAUUUACUACAGUCACUGGAGUGAAACCCCUAAAACCCCUGGGGUCAGCCAGCAGUUGCACUCCUAGAAUGUGUAGGUGUGGGCCAGCCCCCACCCCAUCCUGACAAGUGACCAUGGAUCCUGGAGCCGGGCCAGACUCAUCUCUGACUGUCAAUGAGCAGGUCAUCGUGAUGUCAGGCCAUGAGACCAUCCGAGUUCUGGAGGUUGGAGUGGAUGCCCAGAUCCCUGCUGAGGAGGAGGGCAAAGCGCUGGAGGCUGUGGGCACGGAGGGCUCCCAGAGUGGAGGCCCUGCUGAAGCUGGUGAAGCUGCUGGUGAAGCUGGCCCAGACAACCCAGACUCCUCCGUGGAGGCAACUGUGAAGUCACUUCCGGGGAUGCCUUCGAGCCCUGCCCCUGCCGUUGCCACCUUCAGCCAAGCUCCAUGCCAGCCUCAGGCAUCACAGACCCUGACGCCACUGGCUGUACAAGCUGCCCCCCAGGUCUUGACUCAGGAAAACUUAGCCACAGUUCUGACAGGAGUUAUGGUUCCAGCAGGGGCAGUUACUCAACCUCUUCUUAUCCCCAUCAGUAUUGCAGGUCAAGUGGCUGGUCAACAGGGGCUGGCCGUGUGGACAAUUCCUACUGCAACCGUGGCUGCCCUCCCAGGACUGACCGCUGCUUCUCCCACGGGGGGACUUUUCAAGCCACCUUUAGCCGGUCUCCAAGCUGCCGUGCUGAACACCGCUCUCCCGGCGCCUGUACAAGCCGCCCCACCGGCCCAGCCCUCCUCGCCUGCCCAGCCCCGACCACCGGCCCAGCCCCAGACGCUGUUCCAGCCCCAGCCACUGCUGCAGACCACACCAGCCAUUCUACCGCAGCCCACUGCUGCCACCGCCACUGCCCCCACCCCCAAGUCUGUGGACACCCCCACACAGAUCACCGUUCAGCCUGCAGGCUUCGCAUUCAGCCCGGGAAUCAUCAGUGCUGCCUCCCUCGGGGGACAGACUCAGAUCCUGGGCUCCCUCACCACAACUCCGGUCAUUGCCAACGCCAUUCCCAGUAUGCCAGGGAUCAGCAGUCAGAUUCUCACCAACGCUCAGGGUCAGGUUAUUGGAACACUUCCUUGGGUAGUGAACUCGGCUAGCGUGGCGGCCCCAGCACCGGCCCAAAGCCUGCAGGUCCAGGCUGUGACCCCCCAGCUGUUGUUGAACGCCCAGGGCCAGGUGAUCGCGACCCUGGCCAGCAGCCCCCUGCCUCCUCCUGUGGCUGUCCGGAAGCCAGGCACUCCUGAGUCCCCUGCUAAGAGUGAGGUGCAGCCCAUCCAGCCCACACCAGCCAUGCCCCAGCCGGCUGUGGUCAUCGCCAGCCCAGCCCCAGUGUCCAAGCCUGCUGCCUCUGCUCCCAUCCCGAUCACCUGCUCAGAGACCCCUACGGUCAGCCAGCUGGUGUCCAAGCCACAUACCCCAAGUCUGGAUGAGGACGGGAUCAACUUAGAAGAGAUCCGGGAGUUUGCCAAGAACUUUAAGAUCCGGCGGCUAUCCCUGGGCCUCACACAGACCCAGGUGGGUCAGGCUCUGACUGCAACGGAAGGCCCAGCCUACAGCCAGUCAGCCAUCUGCCGGUUUGAGAAGCUGGACAUCACGCCCAAGAGCGCCCAGAAGCUGAAGCCGGUGCUGGAGAAGUGGCUGCAUGAAGCUGAACUCCGGAACCAGGAAGGCCAGCAGAACCUGAUGGAGUUUGUGGGAGGUGAGCCCUCCAAGAAACGUAAGCGCCGCACCUCCUUCACCCCCCAGGCCAUAGAGGCUCUCAAUGCCUACUUCGAGAAGAACCCGCUGCCCACAGGCCAGGAGAUCACCGAGAUUGCAAAGGAGCUCAACUAUGACCGGGAGGUCGUGCGGGUCUGGUUCUGCAACCGGCGCCAGACGCUCAAGAACACCAGCAAGCUGAACGUCUUUCAGAUCCCUUAGGGCUCAGCCCCCAGCCCUGUGUUCCAGCACUUUGUACCUCCCUUGGCAUCCGGCUCCGGCUGCCACCCUGUGGCAUCCGUCAUUCUGCUGCCUGUGGCUGUGUUUGUCCUGGGUUGUGAGACUCCACCGUGCACCUGUGUGUCAGCUGCCUCUCUCCUCUUCCCCGUGUCAUCCGCAUCCCAGGGAGGGCAGUGAGGCCCACCUGAGACCUCCAGGUUUGGGUCUGGUCAUGCCGAAGGAGGGGAUUUGUCGUGUCACUUAAAGAAGCACUUUGCUGAUGUGGGUUUUAAAGGGUGAAUUCUGGUUGGGAACCAGAGGCUCCCCAUCUUUGGGAUGGGGCUGUAGUAGCCUCUAGGACCACUGGCCAUUAGCUCUUGUUUUCGAUGGCACUCUCUCCACUGUCUCUUCUCUGUUCCUCUGUGUGACCGUGGCAGGUACAGCGGCUCGUCCAGUGGAACCACAGCCUCACCCACCUACCCUCUGCCUGCAGGCACACUGUCCCCCAACAAAAUCCAAGAGAUCUUGUUCUGAAAAGUGUGAUGUGCAGCUCAGAAAGUCAGAUUCCAUGUAUGCCUUGACCUCAAGGUCAGAAGGUUUCCAUAGACCUGGGGCCAGAACACAUGAUCACUCCCAUCUCUCCUUGGCUCCUAUGUAGGGGAAAUUGCACUAAAGCAGAAUUUUUUCUUUUAUACAUCAUGUCGGAAGAAAUCAGCAGUGAACUCGAGCUGUCCUGGAGUUGACCUGGGUCUAUAGCAGGUUGUGAAGUGAAAGUCACUCAGUUGUGUCCGACUCUUUGCGACCCAUGGACUGUAUAGUCCAUGGGAUUCUCCAGGCCAGAAUACUGGAGUGGGUAGCCUUUCCCUUCUUCAGGGAAUCUUUGACCCAGGGGUCAAACCCAGGUCUCCUGCAUUGCAGACAGAUUCUUUACCAGCUAAGCCAGCAGGUUGGGAACUUGAUAAAUAAGGCAUCUCUCCCAGAUUUUAAUCUGAUCUCUGUCCGUGACCAUCUCCGCAUCAGAAUGAUGUGGUUAAGAGAACUUGCAGCCUGGAAACCCCCCUUGCCCAGAUAAGCAGGCACUUGGCGGGGCAGGGGGAGAAUGAAGAUAGGAAUGCUGAGUCUCUCUUGCCCUCACACUCACCUCCCACCCAGUCCUGGGGUCUUCUCAUAAGCAGCAAAUGAAAUGACACCAGACGGGAAGGUCCUGGGAAAAGUCCACAUCCAGAAAGAGCGGACAGCAGCCUGGGAAGGUCCUCUGUGGAAGGUGACUUAACUAAUUUUCUUUGUAACUUGCAGUCUUGGAUACCAGAGAAGAAAUCUAAUUUUGUCCAGAGUCUUAGACCAUGUGUUUGUGUGAACAAGCCCCCCAGAGUGCUUCUGAGUUAAGAAUACCCCAAGAGCAGGCUGGGUUUUGCCUUUAGAGAGGAUAUCUGUGGUACACUGGAGCUUGGCAUCUCCUGCAAGAUGUUCAGUGAGUUUCCCAGCCUCCCUGCAGCUGGGCGUCCCCUGGAACUCAGUAUGUGACUCCGGGAGGUCAGGAGGGCACUGGGAGGUUUGCUAGAGGAGCCUAGACCUGCUAUGUAGACUAGACUUAAAGAUCACGCACAAGUCACAGGGGUCAGCCGCCCUCUCCUUUCACAACUCCUGUCCUUACAGAACCUGGUCUCUAGCAGCUGCCCUCACACAAUAAACCCUGAAGAAGUGACUGCCAGGUGAGGGCAUGUCACCACCUCCAUGGGACACUGGUGCAGAGCCCAGCCUUGCUUCCUCUGGAAGACUGGGUUUCCUUUCCUCCCUGAAGCUGGUGCGUCCCAGGCCUUUCAGGGCCACUGUGGCUGUCGUCUUGGUGGCCCUGCCAGUGAGAGGGCACUUGUGUGUCAAAUUGCCACGUACACACACACACCCACCCCACACCACUGGAUUCUGACCAACCAGACUUGCUUAGGUGUGGUGGGGAACGAGGAAGCAGGUGUGCACCUCGCUUGCCACAGCCUCCCAGCAGAGAAUACGUCUCCAAGGGUAAGGCUGCACACUCAAGUUCAAGGUUAUCCACCCGACCCAAUGAAGUGACAGGCUCACUUGAGAGGGGCACUUGAGAGGGGUGUCGUAAACAAGUUUUCAGGGAGAAUCAAGUACCAGAUUUUGUGAAGGAUUCAGUGAUUUACAGUUCAAUUAAUUAGAGAGAUACAGGUUUUUACCCUCAAGCCUUUGCAUUCAGAUAUGCUUUCUUUCUUGCGAGAGACAAGUGGGUCCUGGCUGGUGCACACAGGAGUAGCAUGCGAUCCAGGGCGUGUCCAUGGCAGUGGAUAUGCCGGAGGACACCAUCUGUCCUGAGUCACGGCAGGAAAAAGCUGCUCUAAAUUAGGCCUGGCCAUGCUUUCUUAGCUCCUCCCACAUCUAAAUCUGUCUUCCCAAGACUGGGUAGAACGAAAGCUUUUCUUCUGCUGGAAUGAUGGGUUGGUCUUUCAGAGAAACAAGCCCAGGGGGAGGGGGGCCAGAGUGUUUGCAAGCUGAAUUCCCCAGGCAGGGGCUACAGGGUGUCCCUGAAGUACGCACACAGCGGAGCUCACCAACUUGAUCUCUGCUCUUACUGCCCCACCGUAGGGCCCCCGGAAGCAGCUAUGGCCCUCAGGUGGGGUUUUGUUUUGUUUCUAUCCUUGUUAAGAGCAGCAUCAGACUCUGAAGGGAGUUGAUACUGAUUUUGUUUUAAAAGCACCUUUCUGGUUACCAGCCAGAGCUCAGUGGCUCCUUUGCCAUGGAAAGGCAGGCGAAAGGGCAGAAAAAGCUUCACCGUUUGCAUGUGGUUUUGUUUUUGUUUCAAAGACCAAAAUGUUUUAUGGCUUAAUGAAUUGGCUGGGGCCUUUGACCCUGCACUAAUCAUGACAUUUUAUCCAAGUGGGGUUCAGGGAGAGAACUCAGCCAAGUGGAUUAAAGAACCUGUUUGAAUUUGGAAUGAGAGGCCCUGGCAUUUUUGUAUGUCCUUGGAAAUGCAAUCACCUUCCUAUGCCUAGAUUCCCUUCCUGUCUCACAGGCCAGGCUCUGACACUGAGGUUCUAACUGUUCCUGGACAUGGACAAAGUCUGCUGAGAG
Molecule: messenger RNA, 8910 nt
Organism: Bubalus bubalis (water buffalo)
Lineage: Eukaryota; Metazoa; Chordata; Mammalia; Artiodactyla; Bovidae
Gene: POU6F1
Product: POU class 6 homeobox 1
Exons: 12
Coding region: 3991-5823 (610 amino acids)
Biological process (GO): regulation of transcription by RNA polymerase II
Molecular function (GO): DNA-binding transcription factor activity, RNA polymerase II-specific; RNA polymerase II cis-regulatory region sequence-specific DNA binding
Source: RefSeq, a predicted model, not a curated record